AUGUGGCGGGCGGUGUCGGGGGCGCGGCGGCUGCUGCGGCCGCUCGGGGCCGCGGCCGGGGGCACCCCGCGGGCGGUGCUGCCGCCACCCCGGGCCCCGCCGGGUCCCCGCGGGGGCUGCGCGGCGGCGGGAGCCGGAGCCGGGGCCGGGGCACUGGAGGCGGCGGCGGAGCGGCGCCAGGCGGCAGAUACUGUUCUUCAAAAAUUCAACAUUGACUUUGUUGUAGCACUGCUGAGGCAAGAAAACGCUAAAGACAUCUGUGUCAUCCAGCCACCUCCAGAAAUAAAGUACUGUGAUUAUUUUAUAAUUGUGAGUGGAUCUUCAACACGGCAUCUCCAUGCAAUGGCACAGUACAUGCUGAAAAUGUACAAGCAUCUCAAAGAAGAAAGUGAUCCUCAUACACAGAUUGAAGGAAAAGAGACAGAUGACUGGCUGUGCAUUGAUUUUGGUAACAUUGUGGUGCAUUUCAUGCUGCCAGAGGCACGAGAGGUUUAUGAAUUGGAGAAGCUGUGGACUCUCGGUCCCUACGAUGACCAGUUAACACAGAUGACUCCGCAGUCCCUGCCAGAAGACUUUAUAUUUGGACUGACUGCUAACAGCAGUGAUCAUCUUGAGACAAGAACUUAAUGCAGCUACUGUGUGGAAAGAGAACUGAGUGUGCCUUCACAGAUCAGAGAGGCUUGGGAACUGACUGAGCAGUCAGUACAGUUAUCAGUACAAAACAGUGUAUUUAGUGGAUGUGCCUAAGCAAAGUUCUAAACAAACUAAAAAAGUGAUCAGAAUCAUAGAAUCAUCAAGGUUGGAAAAGACCUUUAAGAUAAAGUCCAACCAUAAAAUAUCAAAGAGGCAAUCCUAUCAGAGCUUCCUGGGGGAGCUACUGUCCCAGUGGAGUUUGCAGUGAGAAGAGUGGGCCAAAGACAGCUGCUCAAGCUACUUACCCUGAAACUCAUGCUCAUCCUCUGAAGUAAUUGUUUUUUUAGUAUCUUUGAAAGACUUGCUUGUACUGGCAGUGCAAAACAGAUUUGAGUGCUGCAAGGAAAAACUGAAAUAGUACAGCUGAGAUGACGCUUCUUGUGUUAAGCUGUUUGCUUCUGGUCACAAUAAAGCAAGUCAUGGUCUGAGUUGAAGGGGGACAGAAAACAGACUGGUGUUACUGAGAACAUAAAAGCCAAGAGCAGCAGUGACAAAUAAAUGUGCUUUGAGUUAACAGAACAGUAAGUCAGUUUUUCGGCCAAAGCCAAUCUGUUUUUAAUAAUAAUAAAAAACCCAAACUGAA
This is a messenger RNA of Pseudopipra pipra, 1276 nucleotides long. It is a transcript of the gene MALSU1, whose product is annotated as mitochondrial assembly of ribosomal large subunit 1. Bases 1 to 627 code for a protein of 208 amino acids. NCBI's taxonomy places the organism in Eukaryota, Metazoa, Chordata, Aves, Passeriformes, Pipridae. Gene Ontology annotation, biological process: negative regulation of ribosome biogenesis; negative regulation of translation. Gene Ontology annotation, molecular function: ribosomal large subunit binding. Gene Ontology annotation, cellular component: mitochondrion. The record is from RefSeq and is a predicted model, not a curated record. The transcript has 4 exons.